Molecule: messenger RNA, 858 nt
Organism: Aspergillus clavatus NRRL 1
Lineage: Eukaryota; Fungi; Ascomycota; Eurotiomycetes; Eurotiales; Aspergillaceae
Exons: 1
Coding region: 1-858 (285 amino acids)
Source: RefSeq, a predicted model, not a curated record
AUGUCUAGCUUCAAACACCAAGAGAAUCAGCAGUUGGAACUUCGGUCGCGUUUCAUCUGUCCGCCUCGCGAGGAAGAAAAAGGCAGAAUCCCCAGAUUUCAUGAACGUGUCAAUCUUCGCUGCAAGUUCCAUCGUCAUUCUGUGCCAGCAACCUCCACUCCUUCUCCCACUGUGUUACUUCCCAAUCGCAACAUGAAGUGGUCGACUCUCCUCCCUGUGGCCAUCUCGGUCUCGCUCAUCCCAGCUGCAUUGGCCUGGGAAGUCUCCUGGACAGACGCCAACGGCAAGAAACAGCAGGAGUCUGGCCAUGGCCCCAGCGACUGCAUCCAGAUCGACAACCCCGCGGGCAAUCUGUUCAAGAUCGAUGCGCAGAACGAAAACGACAUCAACAUGCUGCUCUUUACCAACGAUCAAUGCUCAGGCGAGGCCGCCGGCAUGGCGACCCAGGUCUUCUCGAAGGAAUCGUCGCAGCAUCUCCUCGGCUUCCAGGUCGUGAGUCUCUCGUCCACGACCGGCUCCACGGGCGCGACCAAGACCGCCUCCAACUCGACCGCUGAGUCCACGGGGAAAACCACGGCGACGUUAAACAGCGCCUCUGCGACGACGUUUCCCUCCUCACAGAGUCAGUCGCCUACCGUGGGCGCCGACGAAUCCAUGACUCUUUUGCCGAUCAUGUCCACCACCACCACCCCCGCCAUCACCACCACAUCCACGACGUCUGAAGCGACUUCUUCGGCCGGUUCAUCUACCGGAGUGAGUGCCUCGAGCACGCCGACCAACAAUGCCUCGCCGAAAUUGGGGUCGGGGGUUGGUAUUGUGGGGGCUGUGGGUGGAUUUUUGGGGCUGAUGAUGGUGUAA